AUGAUUAUACGGUACUUUUCAAGCCUUCCGCCCGCUAUUCUGCUAUUACUUUCAUGCUAUACGCCAAUAAUAUUAGCGGCCGAUAGCUUCAACUGUGUAUUCAACAUAGACACCACCAAAUUCGAUUUGAGUUCGCUAAAUAAUGAACACAAAAUCACUCGGUCGCGUUCUACACCACCGUCCACUAUGGUUGACUCAUUGACGUUCAAUAUCUGUGACAACUUGACGAUUCAAGGGGAAGUGGCAGAGAUAGAUCGGUGCCCUUCAGACACCAGGGUCUGCUUAACAAAGAUAAACCAAAAGCAGGAGCAAGAAGAUCGAAUAGUUGCAGUGAUUCCUUUAGGCGAUGGUCUGAAUGUAAACCUUACAAAGUUAUCUUCUCCUACUGGUCUAUCCAUUACCAUGCAUGGACAACCAUAUCCAUCUGGUUCCGAUAAUGCCAAAGACCAAACCUUCAAUCUCAAACUCAUCUGUGACGAGAACGCCAGCGAUCCGAAAUUCGUGUCGUAUGACGGGUCGUUAGCCGAAGUCGAAUGGACAAAUCCUGCUGCCUGCGGGUCAGAAGUAGGUGAUGGCAGCGACAAUGAUAGUGGAAAUGACGGCGACUCUGAAGGUGAUGAAGAAGAAGAGAGUGUAGGAAGCGGUAUCGGCUGGUUCUUCCUUGUAAUUCUUUUAGCUUUCAUUGCUUACUUUGUGCUCGGUGCAUACCACAACUAUACCACCUAUGGAGCAACUGGGAUGGAUCUCAUUCCUCACCGUGACUUUUGGCAAGAAGUACCAUACAUGAUGAGCGAUGUCGUUUCGCAUCUGUGCUCUUCAGCUAGACCACGUCGUUCGUCGAAUCGGGGUGGUUACAUUGCUGUUUAG
Lentinula edodes (shiitake mushroom) is the source of this 867-nucleotide messenger RNA. Its product is annotated as autophagy-related protein 27. The record is from RefSeq and is a predicted model, not a curated record. NCBI's taxonomy places the organism in Eukaryota, Fungi, Basidiomycota, Agaricomycetes, Agaricales, Omphalotaceae. The transcript is spliced from 5 exons. The coding region runs from base 1 to 867 and encodes 288 amino acids.